AUGAGUUUAUCAACCUACUGGGUGAGUGCCCGCUAUCACGGAGCCAGCUCGGAGUGGAAGUGGUAUCCGUUGAAUGGGACAUUUGACGCCGGUGUAGGGGAUAGUGAGGACGGGGAUUGUAUGAUCUACUCCAAGGGUAUGACCGUCAGUAAACCACAACAGGAACCCUGUAACUCCACCUACGGCUUCAUUUGUGAGGGUUACGAUGCUUGGGGCUCCCAGUGCCGGUGCCCACCCCAGUACUACGGGCCCUUCUGUGAGAAAACUGACGGGUCUGGAACAUACAGCAAAGCGAACAAAUUCUGCGAGGGAGAAAACAUUCAGGUGUCAUGCGCAGUCGAACAGAAGCGGAUUCGCAUAGAGUACGCCGCCUACGGUGUAUUUCAUGACAACAUGACGUGCAAUGAUGGUGUAAACUUUCUAGGAGCUGGUCAGACUUGUUUAGCACGUACAUCCUUGGAGAAAACAGCCGCUGCGUGCAAUGGGAACUCAUUCUGCGAUCUUCAAAUAACUAACAGGUUCUUCCAGAAUAACCCCUGUAUCCCCCAGAAGCAUCUGGACUUACGAUACCAAUGUGUGAUAGAUGACCCAGCCGUCUACAAUGCACUCUACACGACAGCUCGAUCAGAAGCUCCUAUUAUGUACUGUAAUGAGAGGGUCUAUGUGAAUACAACAUAUGAGGUUACUCCAGAAAAUACCACUAUCGACAAACCCUGCCCUCAAGGAUUUACAGGGAAAGUGACCUUCUCGUGUUUAGAAGGAGGCAUGUGGCAAAACGACGGUCCCGAUAAGUCCGGAUGCACCGAAAUUAGUGAAGCUCAAAAACUGGAUGAACAAAUUUUGGAGGGAACUAAAGAAGCGGUGGAUAUCGCGGCAUCCAUCGAAUAUCUACUCAAAGAUGGCAGCACGAAGACGGAGUUAGAAGACAACGAGGUCGUUAAUCUCCUGUCCGAUUUGAAUCAACUCCAGAAAAAGCAGCUGGGUGACUCAGAGAAGACUGAUCAAGAACGUAUCGAUACUGCUACUUCAUUUGCAGAGCGCACACUGAGUAUAGGCAGCGUGCUUCUUAGUUCAGACGGAGAAGAUCAACAGAAAAGCGUAUCAGUCAACAUCACCACAGUGAUGGACGACGUCGCCUUUAUCGUAGCUGAAGAACUCGAAGAGAACACUGCCAGAACAGUCUCCACCGACACUAUCGACAUGACGUGUGGAAGUGUACCGGCCGGCCGUCAGCAGUCUCUUUCAUACCCUGGCGACAAGAUGUUUACAAAUACGACCAUGAAGAAUACACGAGCUGUAGCCACCAUGCCACCCUCGGCAUUCGACGAUGGAUCCAAUACAAAGAGUACACUCGCUCUAUUGGAAUACAAGAAGAUCGAUAACAUCGGAAACAGAAUCUUUCAACCACAGUAUGCAUCAGAUCUAGACGAAUUGAUCAACAAAUCGGUAGUUAACACCAUCGUCUUCGGGGCUUCAGCAUCCAGGGGAAAUACAUCAGUCAAGACAUUUGCAAGAGGAGAGAAAUUCGAGUUCAUCCUAAAGCACGAAAACACAAACCUCACAGGUUCAGUGAGCUGCGCAUUUUGGGACUCGACCAACAAGACGGAGACGCCUUCGGGCUCCUGGUCAUCGAAUGGCUGCGUGGUCGUCAAGAGUAAUCGAACUCAUACCACAUGCGCCUGCGACCAUCUUACUAACUUCGCCAUCCUCCUCGACGUCACCGGCGUCUACCAAGAGCCAAUGAACAAGAUAUACAUCAAUGUUGGUCAUCGGAUUUAA
Strongylocentrotus purpuratus (purple sea urchin) is the source of this 1779-nucleotide messenger RNA. Its product is annotated as adhesion G protein-coupled receptor L1. Gene Ontology annotation, biological process: adenylate cyclase-activating G protein-coupled receptor signaling pathway. Bases 1 to 1779 code for a protein of 592 amino acids. Gene Ontology annotation, cellular component: membrane. The record is from RefSeq and is a predicted model, not a curated record. Gene Ontology annotation, molecular function: carbohydrate binding; G protein-coupled receptor activity. Lineage: Eukaryota; Metazoa; Echinodermata; Echinoidea; Camarodonta; Strongylocentrotidae. The transcript is spliced from 16 exons.